Messenger RNA from Fusarium poae, 3321 nucleotides. RefSeq lists its product as uncharacterized. Bases 1 to 3321 code for a protein of 1106 amino acids. The transcript is spliced from 3 exons. Lineage: Eukaryota; Fungi; Ascomycota; Sordariomycetes; Hypocreales; Nectriaceae. The record is from RefSeq and is a predicted model, not a curated record. Gene Ontology annotation, biological process: protein phosphorylation. Gene Ontology annotation, molecular function: ATP binding; protein kinase activity.
AUGUCGUCGGCUGCCCUACAAACAGCCCCCCAUCAACACACCGCUCUGGCUUCGUCCCCCUUGGGCACACCGUCGUCCCGCCAGUACAGGCCCUCGCAAUCAUCCCCUAACAGCCAGGCGUACAAUGCCCAGCAGACCUCGACCGCUUCUUCAUCUUCGCGACGACCUCCUUCAAGAAAAACGAACGACGGCGCUCCAUCGCCUUCUUAUCAUCUAACUCCCGGUUUCGGUUCAACCGUCACCGCUUCAGCGGCCAACCACCAAGAACCACCUGCCUCUGACUGGCAAGGCAACAUGCCUCCUGUCGCUCCUCCCCGGAGCUCCUCUAACCACCAGAGUGGUAACUCGCGAAGGUCUCAUUAUUCUAACGAAAAGCCUUCAAGUUCACCCCGCCGAAACGAAUCCACACGAACUGGUUCGCGUGGUGAACAAGCUGCUGCAGAGAAUGGCUACAGAAACAGCAAGGCUGACACUGCUGCCCGAGCCAGCAGCCGAGAUGGCAAGGCCGCACCAUCGUCAUUGCCUGUUCGAUCCGCCCACAGCACGCCCUCAAAACCUGUCCACGAUGCCACUGACAGCUUAACAAAAGCCAUUGCUGCUGCCCAAGACACCAUCGACCGGGAUCGCAACCAUGCCUCAAACCAACACAACGCAGACGAUUCAGCCGCGCCUCCCCCUGUUGUCGCAACAGGUGAACAUGGCGAAGAACGAAGGCAGCGAAGCCGACACGACCACAGCCGAAGCAACAAGGGCAACACCAAAUUUGGCGAUUUUAUCCUAGGCAACACCAUUGGUGAGGGUGAAUUCGGCAAGGUGAAGCUAGGCUGGAAGCAGGACAGCAGCGUUCAAGUUGCCAUUAAGCUCAUCAAGAGGGACACCGUCGGAAGCAAUCCCUCUCGAUUUGCUAAGAUUUACCGCGAGGUUGCCAUCCUUCGCGGGGUUCAGCACCCCAACAUUGUGCGUCUGAUCGACAAGGUCGAGACAGACCGACACAUUGGUAUCAUCCUUGAAUACGCAUCCGGUGGUGAACUUUUCGAUUAUAUCCUCAACCACCGUUACCUUAAAGAUAAUGCCGCUCGUCGCUUGUUUGCCCAGCUUGUGUCGGGCGUUGGUUACCUCCACAAGAAGGGAAUAGUACACCGAGAUUUGAAGUUAGAAAACUUGCUUCUCGACCGCAACCGCAACAUUAUCAUCACCGAUUUUGGCUUUGCAAACACUUUCGAUGCCCACGAGGAAUUGACCAAGGAGGAGGAGCUAAACCUUACCGACAAGGAGUUCGUGAAGCGAAUGGGCUUGGAUCGAGUCAAGAUGAACGGGUCCAGGAAGGGUGAUCUCAUGCAGACAAGCUGUGGAAGUCCUUGUUAUGCUGCACCUGAACUGGUUGUCAGCGAUUCUCUAUACACCGGUCGUAAGGUGGAUGUUUGGAGUUGUGGUGUGAUUCUGUACGCCAUGCUUGCCGGCUACCUCCCCUUCGAUGACGAUCCUGCCAACCCCGAAGGAGACAAUAUCAACCUCCUAUACAAGUAUAUCGUUACGACUCCUUUGACCUUCCCUGAAUAUGUCACCCCUCACGCCCGAGACCUUCUCCGCCGCAUUCUCGUUCCCAACCCCCGCAAGAGAGCGGAUCUGUUCGAAGUCGCUCGACACAGCUGGCUGAGCGAAUACGCCAAUCUUGUCGAGUUCAUCACCAGCACGACAACACUACCUUCCGAGGUACCCGACUCGGGUGUCUCUCCUGACGACUACGCCGAGGCGCCGUCCGUCGCCCGAAGCAACUCGGUUCGCGAGGCUUCGAAGCACAAACAAUCCCAUCCCCCUGUUGUUGGUGGAUUGGCCAAGACGCACGGCAGUGUUGAUCCCGAGUCUGAGGCUGCUCAUCGCAGCACACCCAAGGAUGCCAAGCGAAGAACAGUUCAGGUCGAAUACGUGGCUCCUACAACCAAAACCCAGCGUGGUGCUGAUGCUGCGCCUUCGAAACCCAGUUCCCACUCGCUACAGCAGCAGCAACCUGCCGAUACGCCAGAGCCUGUUACCGAGAAGCCCCUGCCUCGUGAACCGCCACUGACCAAGGACAACCCCUCUCGUGCUCAGCAGUCGAGACGUCCUCAGAGCUCACACAAGAACGCACCUCCUCCUCAUAGGCCGUCCCGUGACACUCGCGCCACUUCCGACAACGCUUUUAUGACUGGUGGAACUACUACGACAAGGCCGCGAACACAGGGAUCUAUGCAAUCCUCCACCUCAAUGGGUCUGCAGUCUCAAGCCAACUAUGGCCAGCCUGCACCACCUACUAUCGCCGAUACAAAUGCUCACGGCCGAAUUCAACAACCUCAAAACCCUGAGGACGAAGGCAAUAUCGCCAAGGAUGUUGGCAGUGUUCCUCCUAAGGUGAUGAAGAUGUCGACAUUCCAGAACGAGACAAAGACGUCCGGCAGAGGGCAUAAGCGAUCAAACACUCUGGGUGAUAUUGGCAGCAAAAUCAUGGGUCGUAGUGGAUCUAUCUUUGGUGGCCGAUCUAAGAAGCGACCCGAGCAGCAACAACAACAACAACAACAACAACAGCAGCCCGAAAAGUCAUCGCGGAAGUAUCCCCCUGUCAGCAUGUCAAACACCAUGUUGCCAGGCGAGGACGCUGGCCCCAGACCUUCAAUGGAUUCGAAGGCUUCUAGACGAUCCUUCUCGAUUGGUCUUGGUAAGAAGCGUAGUGGCAGUGUUCAAGGCUCAGGCGACAAGCAGAACCGUCGAUUUUCUUUGGCCAAGGCUAUGGGCCUAGGCAGAAACGAGGGAAGCGUGACGGGGUCUGAAGCGGAUUCACAGCAGGAUCUGCCCAUUCAGCAUCCCCGGACUGAGCAACUCCGCGGCUACAGCGCUCACGAUGAGCCUCGACACAGCGAGCCUUAUUUCGAUGCACCCUACGAACAAUACCCCCAGCGUGACACAGCACAAUCCAGCCCUGUGUACAACACGCGAUAUGGAUCUCAGCAACAAGACGGCCGAAGACCUAAUGCCAUACCCACUUAUAUUCAGGGAGGUAGCCAUUUAAACACUGGCUCAGAUUCAUCUGUGGACAUGCGACGACCGAACGACUCACGAUCUCGCCCGUACCAAGAAGACUUUUCCGGGUCUGAAGGUUACGAUGGUCGCCCAAUUGGAAGUAGCCGCGAGGACCGUCCUGGUGUGCUUCACAAGAGCCACAAGAAGUUCGCGGAUGCUUACGAUGGAGAGAACUACCGUGGUCACGAAGGAAGCAGCGGAGCCGCAAAGCGUGUCAUGGACUUCUUCAGGAGACGUGGAAAGGCGAGGGGUGGAGAGGACCGGUGA